UUUUAUUUCUAUCACAAGCAGGAAAUGAGUACCAAAACCUUAGUAGUAAACAGAACUCGUGCACCGAACACGCCUCCUGUGUCUGACUUCCAAUUUGUCAUACAGCUGUAGUUAUUUGCAGGGUUUAUAUAAGUUUGUGUUUUAUUUAUGUUAAGCGUGGCGUGACCGGCGUUUUCGGAUACGUCACGGUGACUGACUGUGUCGCCGUUUUUAUUCAGCAGCCGCUCAUCUGUACGACCGUAAAUGGAACAUGUUUCUCCUGAACAUGUGGUCUAGAUGGGGAGCUCAAAGGACAGCGGAACUUAGAUCAGCUUGCAUCCUUGCCUCGAGCACUUUUUCCACAUGCAUCCAGCCCUACAAGUACGAAUCCAGACCCAGGACUCACUCCGGAGUCUUUGCAAGGACUGCCCUUCACAAGCAACACAUGCGAAUCAGACAUGUUCCACCAGCCUUGAGUUUAUUUAGAAGUCCCUGCAGUGCUCUGUUAACUGACCCCUGUAUCCCGACUAACUGCACAUGUGUGCCAGCACGUUUUUAUUCAGCCAACAUCGUGAAGUCAGUGUUAAAAUCGAGUUUAAAACCAGCAACGGUACCUGGAAAAAGGGCCCCCAAAGGACCACGCACAAAGCAGCCUUCACGAGCCAAUCAGCCCUCAAUGAAUGAGGACAAGGAUAUGAUGCAGUGCAUUGCCUUUGCAACAGCAGAUCAGUAUCAUUUGCCAACUCUCUGCCACGACUUGAUAAACCAGGGCUUCCAGGAAGUAGAUUUACCAAGAGAUGCUUCAAACGUGCUGGUGAUUAGCUCAGACAUGGCUGCGAAACCAGAUGACAAUGCUCUAAUGUUCUUUUUCAGGGAAGGAUCGGUGGUUUUUUGGAAUGUUGAAGAGAAAUCGAUUAAAAAGGUCUUGAGAUUAUUGGAACAUCAUGAAAUCCAGCCUUAUGAGGUAGCAUUAGUCCACUGGGAGAACGAGGAGAUCAACUACAGAGUCGGACAGGGAAAUACAAAGCUGGAGCGUGGAAAUUUCAUCCUGAGCGAUGAGAUGGAUCCACCAGAAGCUGUUCUUGAGAAGUUUGCAUUUUCAAAUGCGCUGUGUUUGUCUGUGAAGUUGGCAAUAUGGGAAGUGGCAUUAGACAACUUUGUAGAGUCAAUACAAUCAAUUCCGGAGACGCUGAAGUCUGGCAAAAGAGUUAAGUUGUCCUCUGCAGAAGUGAUGCAGAAGAUAGGAGAGCUUUUUACAUUACGGCACUGCAUAAAUCUGAGGUCUGACCUUCUCCUCACACCUGAUUUCUACUGGGACCGAGAGAACCUGGAAAAACUCUACGACAAGACGUGCCAGUUCCUCAGCAUCAACCGCAGAGUCAAUGUCGUGAACGAGAAGCUGGAGCACUGCAGUCAGCUCACAGACCUGAUGAGGAGCCACCUGAGUGAGAAGCACAGCCUGAGACUGGAGUGGAUGAUAGUCAUCCUCAUUACGAUUGAGGUUAUGUUUGAGCUUGCAAAAAUGAUCUUCUAAACCUCCGCUCCAACAAUGCUCAGAUAAGGGUAACAGGAGGCUGCCUUAAGCGUACCCUGCUCAGAGGUACUCUGCAACACUGAGGGAACUCAAAUAGUAAACGGGACCGUGGUCCUCUUAAAUGUUUUCUUCUUCACAUUUUACAGUCUGUCUGCUUCAACAGUACAUUUUAAGUCAUUUUGCCACCUAUGAAAGUGUUUUAUAAAAUUAUUAUUGAAUUAUUUAUGGAUGUAUUUGGAAAAGUGAGUUCAGAGAGUCUUAUGUUAUCUUCAACCACAUGACAGAUCAUUUGAAACAGAAUAAACUAAAUAUUUCAAUACGUCGAGUUUUCUUUUUGUUGUUUCUUUCAAUCCAGAACACAAACUGUGAGUGCUGUGCUUAAAAUUCAGUAAAACUCUUUGUUUUUUUUAAAUGUUUUCUCUUGUUUGAUAGCUAUUUGUUGAACUGAGAGUAGAAUAUGAUCAAGCAAACUUUCAAUCAGCGUUACACAAACGAG
Menidia menidia (Atlantic silverside) is the source of this 2009-nucleotide messenger RNA. The record is from the annotation of a GenBank genome assembly. NCBI's taxonomy places the organism in Eukaryota, Metazoa, Chordata, Actinopteri, Atheriniformes, Atherinopsidae.